Molecule: messenger RNA, 1527 nt
Organism: Physella acuta
Lineage: Eukaryota; Metazoa; Mollusca; Gastropoda; Physidae
Source: the annotation of a RefSeq genome assembly
UUGCGUUGAUUAUAUUCUACUAAUCAUAAAGAUAUUGGAACAUUAUAUUUAAUUUUUGGGAUCUGGUGUGGAUUGGUCGGUACAGGUUUAAGCUUGUUAAUUCGUUUGGAAUUAGGAACAUCUCUUGUACUGUUGGAUGAACAUUUUUAUAAUGUAAUUGUUACAGCACAUGCUUUUGUAAUGAUUUUUUUUAUAGUUAUACCAAUAAUAAUUGGAGGGUUUGGGAAUUGAAUAGUGCCUAUAUUAAUUGGUGCUCCUGAUAUAAGAUUUCCUCGAAUAAAUAAUAUAAGAUUUUGACUUUUACCACCUUCCUUUAUCUUAUUAUUAUGUAGGUCUAUAGUUGAGGGUGGAGUUGGAACUGGAUGAACUGUUUAUCCUCCUCUAUCAGGACCUGUAGCUCACUCUGGUUCCUCAGUAGAUCUUGCUAUUUUCUCAUUACACUUAGCUGGGUUAUCAUCUAUUCUAGGUGCUAUUAAUUUUAUUACUACUAUUUUUAAUAUACGUUCUCCUGGUAUUACACUGGAACGAAUAAGCUUAUUUGUUUGAUCAGUGUUAAUUACUGCAUUUUUAUUAUUAUUGUCAUUGCCUGUUUUAGCAGGGGCUAUUACUAUACUAUUAACUGAUCGAAAUUUUAACACUAGGUUCUUUGAUCCAAGAGGAGGGGGAGACCCUAUUCUAUAUCAACAUCUAUUUUGAUUUUUUGGUCAUCCAGAAGUGUAUAUUUUAAUUUUGCCUGGAUUUGGAAUCAUCAGACAUAUCUUAUCUAACUUUACUAAUAAACCAGCAUUUGGUACCUUAGGAAUAAUUUAUGCUAUGUUAAGUAUUGGUGUCUUAGGUUUCAUUGUGUGGGCACACCAUAUGUUUACAGUAGGUAUAGAUGUAGACACUCGAGCUUAUUUUACAGCAGCAACUAUAGUAAUUGCUGUACCAACCGGAAUUAAGGUCUUUAGCUGAAUAAUAACGAUUUAUGGAAGUAAAUCUAAACUUACUGCUAGUAUAUACUGAGUGUUAGGAUUUAUCUUUUUAUUCACAUUAGGAGGGUUGACUGGAAUUGUACUUUCAAAUUCAUCUCUUGAUAUUAUAUUACAUGAUACCUAUUAUGUAGUAGCUCAUUUUCACUAUGUAUUAUCAAUAGGAGCCGUCUUCGCUUUAUUUGCUGGGUUUGUUUAUUGAUUUCCAGUAAUUACUGGAUUAACUAUACAUGAAUCUUGGUCUAAAAUUCAUUUUUUUAUUAUAUUCUUUGCAGUGAAUAUAACAUUUUUUCCACAACAUUUUUUAGGCUUGGCUGGAAUGCCACGACGGUAUGUUGAUUAUCCUGAUACAUAUUACAAGUGGAAUCAAAUCUCAUCAUUCGGAUCACUAUUCAGAAUUAUUGCAGUAUUAAUAUUCAUCUUUUUAGUAUGAGAGGCCCUAACGUCACAGCGGAGUUACUUAUUUUCUGAAAGCUCACAUAGUUCUCGAGAAUGAGAUUACGCACUUCCUCCAGAUUUUCAUAGUAAUCUAGAGACUAGUGUUUCUCCUUUAUAA